Messenger RNA from Penicillium cataractarum, 2445 nucleotides. Its product is annotated as Zn(II)2Cys6 transcription factor domain-containing protein. The transcript is spliced from 2 exons. The record is from RefSeq and is a predicted model, not a curated record. Lineage: Eukaryota; Fungi; Ascomycota; Eurotiomycetes; Eurotiales; Aspergillaceae. Gene Ontology annotation, molecular function: DNA-binding transcription factor activity, RNA polymerase II-specific; zinc ion binding. Gene Ontology annotation, biological process: regulation of DNA-templated transcription. Bases 1 to 2445 code for a protein of 814 amino acids.
AUGGAGACCUCCCGUCGAAGUCAACAUCAUAGUUGCGACCCGUGUCGGAAAGGCAAGAGGGGCUGUGAUGCUCCGAAAAAUCGAAAGGAGACAGGAUUUAGCUCCUGCUCGAACUGCAAGAAAUGGAAGAAGGAAUGCACCUUCAAUUUCCUUUCGUCGAAGCGUGUGGAAGCUAAGCGAGACCAUCGCAAAGCAAAAGCUACUACUGCAGCUACAGCUAUAGCUUCACCACAGAGUCGUGAGCUCCCUUCAAAUUUCAACUCCCACGGCGAUACCCUGGAUGAUUUAUUGCUUUCUUCGCAAUGGUAUCCCGUGAACUCUGAAGGGAUGGUUACUCCUGCCUCAACUACAAAUCGUACCUCAUUUUCUCCUCCUUCCCUAAAUUUGGGUGGUAGCAUUAUCGAAGAUAUUGGAAGCCAGUCGUACGGCAAUGAUCAGUUCGAGUUCCCUUCAUGGAAUAUAAACGCCCCAGAAGAUUUCUGGUUCCCGGUGAUGUCCACUCAAGACUUUGAAAAACCAUUCAGCGAACUAUCACCUAAAUCGCUCGAAAAUGCCUUUGAUGGAAUUCCGCAUUUCGAAGAAAAUAGUCUCGGAAUGAGUACACUCGAUUCUUCCGCUCUUAACAUCAUUGUUCCGGGAUAUAGAGACAACACACGGCAAUACCCAUCAUACCAACUCAACAAGAGGCAAAAAUCCAAAUUCGAAUGCCACUUCUGCAUCGUCUCGAAUAAUACAGCCGCUGAAUAUGCUCGAUCUACGAUGACACAGAACUUGAUUCGAAUUUACCACGAUAGCCUAGAGAACGCAUUAUCGUGUUGGCUGACGGAGCACAAUUGCCCCUACAGUGACCCAUUAACCGACGUGCUUCCUUAUAAAGAAAGAAAAGAAUGGGGCGCAAAUUGGCCCAACAGGAUGUGUAUCCGAGUGUGUCGAUUAGACCGUGCAUCUUCUGGAGUUCGCGGCCGAAGUCUCAGCGCAGAUGAGGAUAAAGCCGCAGCGCGGGCACUUCAUCUAUCGAUCAUCGCAUUUGCCUCUCAGUGGACUCAACAUGCGCAGAAGGGUUCAAAUAUGAAUGUACCACCGGAGAUUGCCCGUGAUGAACGGUCUAUCAGGGAGAAUGUGUGGAACCAGGCUCGUCACGCUUUAGAACAUACGACCGGCAUUCCUUCAUUUCGUAUCAUCUUCGCGAAUAUCAUUUUCUCUCUGACUCAAUGUCCAUUGGACGACGACGAAGACGAGCGUCUGGGCCAGCUCUUGGAGAAUGACAUUGCGCCGAUGUUCCUCGAACAUGCCAACCGUCAAUUAUUCACCUUCCGACACAAGUUGAUAAGGCUUCAGCGAGAGGCUCCUUCAAACGCAAGGGAGCUCCGACGAGGAUCUAUAGGAUCUACAUUGACGGAUAUGUCGGAAAUACCCAAGUUUUCAAACUCGGCGGCAGCAGAUCCUACUCUCACGAAUGACGAAUAUCGCACCACACUUAGCCUUUUGUUCUGGCUCGGAGUCAUGUUCGAUACACUGAGUGCUGCCAUGUACCAGCGUCCGCUAGUUGUAUCAGACGAAGACAGUCAAAUAACCUCGACCACAACACCCGCAUCCGAUUUCGAAGACCAAGUCGAUCUCAAUGGCUGGAAUGUCCCACGAAACGAAAUCCAAAAGAAACAAGACGUAUGGGGCGAUUUCUUCCUGCGCCAAGCUUCCAGCCAAGAACAGGCAAGAUGGCCCUGCUCCUACGAAGAAGCCGCCUCCGUACUCUCAGAAGCAACACCCGUCAAAGUCCUCCUCUACCGCCGCGUCACACAACUUCAAACCCUGGUCUAUCGCGGCGUCGGACCAAAACGUCUCGAAGAAGUCAUCAAGGAGACUCUCCUAGUCUAUCACCACUGGAAUAACACGUAUCAGCGAUUCAUGCUAGACUGCGUCGCGAAUCACGAACUCCUUCCACCACGUUUACAGUCAUGGUACGUCAUCCUCGACGGACACUGGCAUCUCGCCGCAAUGCUUCUAGCAGACGUACUGGAAACGGUUGAUCGGGGACGCCUCGGUUUAGACGUUGAGCGCGAAUCCCGACACUCUACGAAUUUAAUCACGAAGUUGAGAAGGGAGAAUGCAUUCGCAGUCGGUGCUCUUGCUCGCUCGUCACUUCGUGGGAAAGAGUCCAUCGUUCGUGGUGAUUUCCACGAUUCACUAACCGAGGUUGCCUUUCUCACUGAGCCGUGGACUGUCGUUUUGAUUCAUUCGUUUGCGAAGGCGGGAUACAUUUCGUUGGAAGGUUUGGAUACCUCUGUCAAGCAGGAUUCGUUGUUUGAGUGUUUCCGGCAGAAUUGUGAGUUUUGCAUUUCGGCGCUUCAGUAUCUUGGGAGGAAGUCUGAUAUGGCUAUGUUGGUUGCUCGAGACUUGACGAGGAAUUUGAAUGUCAAGUAUAAUCAGCGAUUGGUUGUAGUAUAG